CACGAUUACGCGAUUACACGAUUUACAUAUAGAAAUAUUCAAUUAAGAAACUAAUUCUUAUGCUUCUCAGUAAAUAUUAAUAUUCUGAAAUUUCUACAACUGAGUACAAUUUCUCGAAGAACAAAAUUCAGGAAUUAAACGGUUACGGCGAUUGCACAAAACAGAAAACCAAAAUUCAGUAAACAAUGUCAAUUUUAUUUCAAACGACUAUAUUGAUUGUAUAUUUGGUUACAUUAUCAAUACAAAGUAAUAUUGGGCAUGCAUGGAACAAUCAUCACUGGGACCUAGAAAAGGAAACACAACAACAACAACAACAACAACAAUAUCAAGAUGAUAUUGAUCGUAUUGAUGAGUAUAAUGAUGAUAAUGCUAAUGACGAUGAUAAUCAAUAUUUGUAUUUAUUUAAUUUAAAUAGACACCCAUCCUAUUCACCUAAUUUCAGGCGUAAAGUAUUUUCAGAUUCAAAAAUUAAUUUACCUAUUGAUAUGAAUGAAGAUCUUAAUAAACUACAAGAAUCGGCUUCUUCUUCGUCUUCUUCGCCUCCUACAGAUGAAAACAUUGAAUAUUUAAAUCCAAUUUGGCCAAAUCUAAUUUAUUAUAGAAAUCCUUUAAAAAAACGUGAUCAAACUAUUGAUUGGUUGAAUGAAAAUACUCAACUAACGGAUAAUAGUAUGAUUGUAAAAAAAAUGCCAGAAACUAUAAAAUGGUCUACACCAAUUCAACCGGGCAAUUCAAAAGAUUUACGUAAAUUACGUAAUCUAGAUACAUUUAAUACAGAACAAUAUAAACAUCGAGAUGAAGCAAAAUCAGAUGAUACACAUCAGGAACAUUCUAGAUCUUGGACAAACGAAAGUGAAUCCAAUAAUUCGGUCGUAAAUGAACAAAACGAACGUCAAGGCUGAUAUUAUUAUUAUUAUUACAUUUAUGUGCAUAUAUCUAUACAUAUGUAUAUGCCCCCCUUCAUAUGAAUAUAUUGAUUGAUAGACAAAUCAGUAUUCAUGCACAAAGAUAGACAUGUAAUAACAACCAAUCAUAAUUCAACUCUCUCUCUAUAUAUAUAAUUAUUAUCAGAAUGCUUCUACUCAAUCAAUCAAUCAAUCAAUCAAUCAGUAGUAUCCAACCUGAUUAUCUUAAAUUACAGAUUGUUUCUAUUUUUAAUUCAUUUAAGGGAAUAAGCAAAAUUUGAACG
Messenger RNA from Schistosoma margrebowiei, 1189 nucleotides. The record is from the annotation of a GenBank genome assembly. Lineage: Eukaryota; Metazoa; Platyhelminthes; Trematoda; Strigeidida; Schistosomatidae.